GCGAAGCAACAUCAAUCCGAAAGAUACAGAUACAUAAAAAAGAGAAAACCGCCAAGAACAAAGUGAACGAACUCAAAAAAAUACGAAAGAAAUAUACGUGUGCGAGAGACAACAACAAAGAACUACACAAAAAAACUUGAUAAACAUUCAUUGUGCCGAAGAGAAAGUCAUUGAGUCAUCAUCUUCUUGUGUAAUUCCAAACUUUAAAUUAAAUUACUUAAUAAAAGCGGAGUUAAAACAAAACUUAAAGAAACAGCAGCAAUGGCAGUGGCAUUCUUCAUACCCGAUCAGGCGACUUUGCUCCGAAAAGCGGAGCAGGAUGAGCGGCAAAUCCUGCGAAUGCGGGAAACCCAAUGGCGUUUCCUGGCCACCAUUGUCCUGGAAACCCUUCAGCAGUUCAGCCAAUACAGCUUGCCCAAGUCGGGCAGAAAAUCUGGAAAAUAUCGCAAACCAUCGCAGUGAGGAGAAGGAGGAAAAGCUUGAGUAAACCACAACUACAGCUACAGCGGCAAACUAUAGUCCAGUCCAAAAGCCAGAGUACAAAGGAAAUAAGCAUCAGCCAACCCAAAAAAAUAACAAAUAAUAAGGAAAAUCAUUCAUCAUGCAUCAGCCGAUACUCUAAAAGCAACCAGAAAACCCACCCAAUUUUUUAGUUUACUCAUCAAAGCGAUUGUGAUAAUGGUUU
This is a messenger RNA of Drosophila serrata, 685 nucleotides long. It is a transcript of the gene rpr, whose product is annotated as reaper. NCBI's taxonomy places the organism in Eukaryota, Metazoa, Arthropoda, Insecta, Diptera, Drosophilidae. The record is from RefSeq and is a predicted model, not a curated record.